CUAGAGGCCUCCACCAAAUUUUUAGGUUAUUUAGAGACAAAACACAAAAUCAAUGUAAAUUUUUAAUUACAACUGCUUGAAUUUUUCUUUUCAUCAUUUAAACUAAACCAGGAUGGCUGUUCUAUAUAAAUUUAUUUUAACACUAGGAUUUCUAUCUCUGUUCCAUUCUGCAUAUUCAGCUGCUCAACAUCGCUCGUAUUUAAGGCUGAACGAAUUAGAAUUUAGGGGCCUACCACUUGAUAUUAGCAUUCAAGCCCUAAUAAGCCUCUUUGUAAUCAUGUUCGGCGUCCUGAAUGUAGCUGGAAACUUUAAAGAGAUAAAAGCCUCUGCCGAUUUAGAUAAUAAGUCAUGGGAAACUUUUAGAAAUGUAGCAUCAUUUUACACUUUUUGUCAUAGAGGACGGUCAGUGAUAAGUGAUUCAUAGUAAAUAUUUCAGGAUUCUCUUAAUAAUCUAAGUAUUCUUACCAUUUUAUGUUGAUGUAUGAAGAUUGUAUUUGCCUUAUUGCUGUUUAGAAAGGAAAUCUUGUUUAAAUUACAAUAAUAGGAAAUAAAUUUUAAAAUAUAAAUGUUUCACCUAGCUCAAAA
This is a messenger RNA of Anthonomus grandis grandis, 585 nucleotides long. RefSeq names its product ER membrane protein complex subunit 5 (gene EMC5). Bases 113 to 424 code for a protein of 103 amino acids. Gene Ontology annotation, cellular component: EMC complex; Golgi apparatus; early endosome. The transcript has 3 exons. NCBI's taxonomy places the organism in Eukaryota, Metazoa, Arthropoda, Insecta, Coleoptera, Curculionidae. The record is from RefSeq and is a predicted model, not a curated record.